AUGGUGUUUACUACGAAACGUUUCCAGAAAGUGUUCAAAGUGGUUGUUGCGUUUGCUUUAGCAGUCGUGGUGUUGAACAGUAUCCAUGUUUAUUUGAAAUCUGAAAUUGCAACCAAUGAUUAUACAAGUUCAUUGAAAGAGUAUACCCAGCAGUUCAUUGAAGAGUAUGAGGAUACAGGCUCUUCGUACGAUGAUGCGAGACAGGAAGCGAGCCAACAGCAGGGUGACAAGCAAGGAUCACAGACCAAUACCAAUGGUGAUAGUAAUAACAAGAUCAAUGGCGAUAAAAUAAAAAAUAAUAAUAACUAUUAUAACGAAAAUAAUAAUGAUGGUGUUGUAAAGGAUAACGUUGGCGCAAGUUCUACCCCCAGUUCAAAGAAGAAACAGGUCCAAGGGUUUUAUGGUCAAGUUUUCAAGUAUUUGAAGGAAUUUGGUCCUGUUGGAGUUAAUAUUGCUACUUAUAACCAAAAAUGUAGUUUGAACGGUGAUAUUGGGUAUAGGCAAGAGAACACAGACCAGUGGUGGAAACUUACCACUGAAGAGUUGAACAACUGUUUGCAACUUUCUCAAGAACAACGGCUGAUGUUAAAAGAGGCCCAUUCAAAUUACGUUCAUGCAUUGAGUAAAUUAGUGUUGCCCAAGGAUACGUAUAGUGGAGACGGUAUAGUGACAGUUGGUGGUGGUAAAUUUUCGAUGAUGGCUUUCCUUAUCAUUAAAACGGUAAGAAAUUUCGGCACAACUUUACCAGUAGAAGUUUUCAUCCCCCCUAGUGAUGAAGGUGACGACGAAUUCUGUAACGUCUUGUUACCUCAGUAUAACGCUAAGUGUAUCUAUCUGUCAGAUGCUUUCCCACCUGACUUGAUAGAAAAAUCCGAUUUCAAAGGUUAUCAAUUCAAAUCAUUGGCUAUCAUCGCAUCCAGCUUCAAGAAUUUGCUAUUACUAGACGCAGACAAUUUCCCAAUCAAACCAUUGGAUGGGAUCUUUGAAGAAAAAUCCUAUAAGGAUACUGGUCUUAUCCUAUGGCCUGACUUCUGGAGACGUACCACACAUCCAUCAUACUAUAGUAUUGCUAAUACACCUAUCUCAAGCGAAAGAAUCCGUAACACCAUGGACGAUGUCACUCCGCCUUCAGUCUAUACCAAGGAUUUGAAAGAUUUGUCUGACGUUCCGCUACAUGAUCUUGAUGGAACUAUUCCAGAUGCUUCCACUGAAUCGGGUCAAUUGAUGAUCAACAAACUGAAACAUUUUCCAACGGUUUUACUAUCGUUAUACUAUAACGUUUACGGGCCAUCGUGGUACUAUUCUAUCUUCUCUCAGCGUUCCUCAGGUGAAGGUGACAAGGAAACGUUCAUCGCUGCGGCUCAUUUCUAUGACUUGCCCUUCUACCAAGUACGUUCUGAACCCCGUGUUGAUGGGUAUCAUAGGCAUAAUAACGAGGGUUUCCGCGGCGUUUGUAUGUUACAGCACGAUUUCGCCCAGGAUUACAAAAGGUAUCGUCAAGCUCAAAACGAAAUCGGAACCAAAUAUACAAACGAACCCGAUGACUACGAUCCAAAGUAUAAUUAUCAAGAAAAUUACCUCGGUAAGUAUUUCACAAAUGAUCCGGUCGAUGUGAUGUUUGUUCAUUCCCAUCUACCGAAAUUCGACCCCGUUGAACUUGCAUUAUCUCAGGAUUUGAUUCAGGAUGGUAAGCAUAUCAGAUCUUACAGAAACUUGAAAAGAAUGAACGGAUACGAUCUUGAAUUAGAAGUGUUCAAAACUUUCAAAGAGUAUGUCUGUGAUAAAAGGGUACACUUUAAAUACUUCGAGAAAGCAGUUAAACUAGAAUCUAAUUGGGGCAUCAUUUGCAACUACGUAAAUGAAAGAUUAGUUUACCUAAUAGAAAGUCACUCAGAAGCCAUGGAAGGAAGAUUUUAA
This is a messenger RNA of Kluyveromyces lactis, 1917 nucleotides long. RefSeq names its product alpha-1,2-mannosyltransferase MNN2 (gene MNN2). The transcript has a single exon. Bases 1 to 1917 code for a protein of 638 amino acids. Gene Ontology annotation, molecular function: alpha-1,2-mannosyltransferase activity. The record is from RefSeq and is a predicted model, not a curated record. Gene Ontology annotation, biological process: mannan biosynthetic process. Lineage: Eukaryota; Fungi; Ascomycota; Saccharomycetes; Saccharomycetales; Saccharomycetaceae. Gene Ontology annotation, cellular component: Golgi apparatus.